GCCAAAACAUGAAGUGCGUCGCGUCGUGACGCGACGCACUUCAUGUGAUACCCGACGCGCCCUGUGGGACAGUCUCGCUUAGGUCAGUCUUCGAAAGUAUUUCAGGGAGACUAUUGUAACCUAGUUAUGGACAAUUAUGAAGAAGGGGAACAACACGUAAUUUUCUGUACUGGAAGUGAAUGGGUGGAACAAUUAAUUAGUGAAGUGUUCCGUAGAGAACCUCUUUGGAAUAGUAAAUUGCCCUAUAAAGAAAGAGGGUUCAAGACAACGUCAGUUCUAUGGGCCGAAGUCGACCAUAUUUUAGAUAAAGAAAAAGGAACCUCUCAGGCGAAGUUUAAAAGUCUAAGAGAUCGAUUCUUGAAGUUGUACGCCGAGUGUAAUAAAAAGCCAAAAAGUGGAAGUGCUGCGUCGGCGUUACAUAAAACAACUUGGAAGUAUUAUAAUCAAUUGUUAUUCCUUAUACCGACAAUCGAAUGCAGACCAGCGAAUACACAUUUAAAGAAAAUAGAGGAAGGCACCAAUUUCAACACGAGCUCGACAGAAUUGUCAAGUCGGUACGCGUUAAAGAGAAAGAAAAGUGCAGAAACUGGAAACACGAUGGACUUAGAUCCUUUCAGGCAAUAUUGCCAAGCCCAGUUAGAGGCGAGCUCUCAACCACCCGAUCGAAUUGGUGCAUUUUGUAUGUAUUUAGAAGCGGAGCUAAGAGAAAUGGACAUGAAUUCGGCUCAGAUGAUGAUGAAUAAUGUUUUGAAAUUAUUAUUGGACACAAAGGAAAGGAUAAAUGAGUAAAAUUACAAAUAGUUCUUUUUAUUUCACCUGUCAAAGUGUAAAGAAAUACUAUUUAACGUACAGAUCAUACGAAAUUUGUCACAUGCACAGAAAUAUACAAUACAGACACAAACAUUCAUUUAAAGAUUCUUAUAUCAUGCGAUAAUAAUAUACACAAUUAAAAUUAAAUGCUACGUGAUUCAAUGAAUCUUCCGUAAAGUACUUAUUAAAUCAUCGUAACGUUCCCCGCAGUAUAGAAUAUGAGGUUAAAAUUUAUGUAGAUGAACUGUGGUUUUUAUCAUUUUCAGACAAUGUUGAAUAUUUUCAAAUUACCACCUGGAUACAAUGGAGAAAAUAAACGAGUAUAAUUAUAAA
Messenger RNA from Orussus abietinus, 1143 nucleotides. RefSeq lists its product as uncharacterized. NCBI's taxonomy places the organism in Eukaryota, Metazoa, Arthropoda, Insecta, Hymenoptera, Orussidae. The transcript is spliced from 4 exons. Gene Ontology annotation, biological process: regulation of transcription by RNA polymerase II. The coding region runs from base 127 to 789 and encodes 220 amino acids. Gene Ontology annotation, cellular component: transcription regulator complex; nucleus. The record is from RefSeq and is a predicted model, not a curated record.